Molecule: messenger RNA, 1242 nt
Organism: Lolium rigidum
Lineage: Eukaryota; Viridiplantae; Streptophyta; Magnoliopsida; Poales; Poaceae
Product: serpin-Z2A-like
Exons: 2
Coding region: 1-1242 (413 amino acids)
Molecular function (GO): serine-type endopeptidase inhibitor activity
Source: RefSeq, a predicted model, not a curated record
AUGGCGCUCCGGUUUACCGGCCGCGACUCCCUGACGGCGCUCACCUACCGUCUCGCCGAGCAGUUGGCGGUCACCUCCGCGGAGGACCGUGGCAAUCUCAUCUUCUCUCCGUUGGCAAUCUACUCGGCUCUCUCUCUGGUGGCCGCUGGCGCCCGCGGCAGCACCCUGGACGAGCUCCUGGCCGUCCUCGGCGCCAGCUCCAGUGGCGAGCUCGCCGAGAACGUCCUCUUCGUGGCGGAGCACGCGCUCGCCGAUCGCUCAACGUCGGGCGGGCCACUCGUCGCGUUCGCGUCCGGUGUGUGGCACGACGCGGGGCGACCACUGGAGCCGGCCUACAAGGAAGCCGUCGUCACGUCGUACAAAGCCGAGAUACGCGCCGUCGACUUCCGCAACAAGCCGGAGCAAUCAAGGAAAGAAAUCAACAGAUGGGUCGCGGCAGCCACGGGCAAGCUUAUCGACUCAAUCCUUCCUCCGGGAUCGAUGGACCAGGACACGGUGGUGGUGCUCGCCAGCGCGAUCUACUUCAAGGGCAAGUGGACGAAGCCCUUCGAGAAGAAGAGAACCAAGGUGGAGAGGUUCUACCUCUUAGACGGCGGCGCCGUGAAUGCGCCCAUGAUGAACACGAGGCGGAGCCAGUACAUCGCCGUGCACGACGGCUUCAAGGUGCUCAGGCUGCCCUACAGGUCACAGGACCCCAGGCGGCGACGCGGUACUGCGAACGUUCACGAACCUGCGGUACCACUGCCGCGGUACUCCAUGUGCGUCUUCCUGCCAGACGCGCACGACGGCCUGUGGGACCUCGUCGACAAGAUCGCGUCCAGCCCGAGCUUCCUGCGCGACCACCUGCCGGAAGAGACGGUGGAGGUCGACAAGUUCCGGCUGCCCAAGUUCAAGAUCUCCUUCUCCAGGAAGCUGUCCCGCGUCCUCCGGGAUAUGGGACUUAAGGUCGCGUUUAGCACUAACAACGCUGACCUGUCUGGCAUGGCGCCCGAUGUCGACGAUGGCUCCGGCAUGCGGAUGCGAUUGGCGCUGCAGGAGGUCUUCCACAGGGCGAUUCUCGAGGUGAACGAGGAAGGCACGGAGGCGGCUGCGGUCACCGUCUGCCAUAUGGACGUAUAUGAAGCCUGCUUUGAGGACGAGCCACCGGUCGAGUUCGUCGCCGACCAUCCAUUUGCAUUCUUUGUGCUCGAGGAAGUAUCCUCUGCGGUCGUCUUCGCGGGGCAUGUACUUGAUCCUUCAUGA